Molecule: messenger RNA, 1180 nt
Organism: Eruca vesicaria subsp. sativa (arugula)
Lineage: Eukaryota; Viridiplantae; Streptophyta; Magnoliopsida; Brassicales; Brassicaceae
Source: the annotation of a GenBank genome assembly
UUCGGAAAAGGCAUGCCCUGACAUUCAGUCAACAAUGUCGACCAAACUUUUCUAAUUCCAGAAAGUAACCAUUACGCACGCAGCUUCUUCCUCCCCUUACUAUUUUUGACCUUUCACGUUCUUGGUGGAGCGCACAUUACACUUUCGCGUCACAAUCGAAUCUCACUUACCUUUUUUUACUUUUCUCUUUCACCGUUUUUCUCUUAGGUUUUUUUUAGUGCCUUGUUCUUUGAGCCCAGAUCUGUUUUUGGGGUCCAUCCUCAGAAAUAUGUGGACAGCGGUGGGUGUUUUGAGACGUACGGCGUUCUCCGCCGUGAGUAAAGGUUCCCCGGUGAAGCCAUGGCUCGCUGGUGGCUUCAGGUGUCUCACCGUUGAACCAACAGGGAAAGAGAAGGAGAAGGAGAAGGAGAAGGAUAAGGAGGAGAUAACAGUAACGGAAGCGAAGAAGUUAAUGAGGUUAGUGAAUGUUGAUGAGAUGAAGAAGAAGCUUGGUUGUAUGGGUAAUGAAGAAACCGUCUCUUACACUAAACUCAUUGAAGCGUCUCAAGGUUUAGGCAUCGCUAGAUCUCUCGACGAAGCUCAAGCUUUCGCUCGUGUACUCGAUGAUGCUGGUGUCAUUCUGAUUUUCAGAGAUAAAGUCUAUCUUCAUCCAGAUAAGGUGGUGGAAUUGAUUAGAAAGGCAGUGCCUUUGGGUUUAAAUCCGGAGGAUAAUACUAUUAGAGACGAGUUUGAUAAGCUCAGGGGUAUGAAGGAAGAGAUUGAUGUGCUGGCUCAUAAGCAAGUUAGGAAAAUUCUAUGGUGUGGUCUUGGUUACUCUGUGGUUCAGAUUGGUCUGUUUUUUAGACUAACUUUCUGGGAGUUUUCUUGGGAUGUGAUGGAACCGAUUACGUUUUUCACUACAGCAACUGGGAUUAUUGUCGGAUAUGCUUAUUUCUUGAUGACUUCGAGAGACCCAACUUAUCAAGAUUUCAUGAAGAGGCUGUUUCUUUCUAGGCAGAGGAAGUUGCUCAAGAGUCGUCAGUUCGAUGUUGAGAGGUUUAAGGAAGUUGAGAAGAAGUGGAAGCUCGCGUCUUGCUCUUCUUCUUCUUCAUAUCACUCGUGCCACGCAAACGCGUCGAUUCGGAAUCGUGUUGGUGUUGAUCUUGAUUUGGAGGAUUCUGUGCAGAGUCGCAGAGAUUGA